AGAUGACUAUAUAGAGAAGGUGCUGUGUUUUGGCUUAAUUGGCAGUCUGGAGAACUUACUUCUAACACUGGUGUUUGCAGUACUCUGCAGUGAUUUAAUGAAGCGUGCAGUCAUAUGUGGAAUAACAGAAUUUUUACAAUUCUAACCAGCUGGAAAAUUAAUAUAAGGUGCGACCGUCUUUGCCUAACAGAGUUCAACACAGCUUUAACUCUCUUAGUCAGCUUUCUUCUGAUUUCUUUAAGUAGCCUUCAGGAACUGUUCUCCAGGCUUCUUGAAGGUUAUUCGAAGCUCUUCUUUGGAUGUUGGAUGCUUUUUGUUCCAUUCUCUGUCAAGAUGAUCCCACACUGCUUUAAUAAUAUUGAGAUCUGGACUGAGGAGGCCAAUCCAUGAAUGAGACUUUACUGUAAUGGCAGCAUAUUUGGGAUCAUUGUCAUCUUGAAAUAUGAAGCUGUUGCUAAACAGAGGCUUUCCAGAUUAUGUUGCAAUCCCAAACCAUGACAGAGCUUCCACCUUGUUUUACAGAUCUUAUUUUGUAGAUGUAUCAGCUGAAAGGUCAGAGCCAUCUCUCUCCCUGUGUCAGCUCUGUUCUUCAAAUACAAAUACAAAUGUUACAGUGCGGAUACAAGUGCUGUUUUUUCACAUUUUUUAAGGAUACAUGAUGAUGAGAUAGGGCAAGUGUUUAGCUAAUGGCUCUAUUGACACAAAGAUAAUAUUUUAAGCCUGUCAAACUGUGUUGCAUCUGGAAUUCUUCAUAGAUUCACAGCAAGCUGCUGGUAACAAAGUGCCUAAAGAUACAUUUUAAAAUUGGUUCUUUGCUAAGGUUUUUUCAGUUAGGUGUAAAAACCUUAAAAGAAAGUCUGACUGCUUGGAAAAAAUAUACAGAGAAAUGAGAGUUAGCUGAAGAGAUUCGCACAGUGCUGUAGGUACAUCUAUUGUUUACUGUUUAUGGUUCAGCGUGAUAACAUGCCAGCAUUAUUUGCAUGUAUUUAAGCAUAACAAUAGACCGGACAGUUUUGAUCUUAUGAUUAGACGAUUAAAAAAAAUCAAGGGACAAACAAAAUUGUUCCACAUUGUUCUCUGGGGAAUGUGUUGAGCAAUUUUAGUCCAGACCAUCUACUACUGCAGUUAUUAGCAACCCUGGAGAGGGUAAUCAGGCUAGGGUAAAAUGAGAGUAACACAAUAGCCACCAUGGUUUCAAAAAGCAGCCCAUGCUACUUCCCUGUUGUUAGUGAGUGCAGUAACUGACCUCUUUAGUGAUAAAGAAAGACCAAAUACCAGUGUUGAUAUAAUAAUACAGGCUAUACCACUGAUGAAAAAGCUAGACGAGCAACUUAAUGGAGCAAGCUCAUCCCACACAGUGCCACAACCAGCACACAGCUGUCAGGCCUCGGCUGCACCCCGACAGGUUGUGGUCUUUAAUUUAUGGAGUUUCACCCUGAAUGGAAGCAGGGAAAGACAAAGUGGGAGCGGGGACAAGGUUUGUGGUUCUUUGUUUUUAUCAGCCUGUUGCACAGGCAGGAAACACACACAUGUGCCACGCACUCACACUGACAUUUGCAUGCUUGUUCACACACGCACACACACACACACACACACACACACACACACACACACACACACACACACGGAUAAUUAACUGUAAUAGGGUGGUGUUUUUUUACUGGGGGAAAAAUGCGUUAAAGAGUAAAAACAUCUUAGAAUUAAAAUGCAAAUCACAUCAUCUGAGUGAAGCUAACAUAAGUUAUAAUCUCUGCAUGUCCACAUCUUUGUUUCCAUGACGUCUCCAGCUGUGCCUGACUGCCAGCAAACUUUAACUGAGCUGAAAGGGGAACUUCAGGAACUAGUCAGUUGAUAUUUAAAACUCCACGCCUGUGAAAAAGAACUUCUCAAAAAGCCAAUGUUUAUUUGAACAGGGGGGUUAGCUCUGUGGAGCGGAAAAAAAGAAGAAAGAAAAAGACUCAGGCUUACUUCAACAGUGAUCGCAUUAUUAACCAUUAACCUUUACAGUCACGUUUAUCUGAAGCUGCAUUAAAAGCAUUCUGCUCGAUUGGAAAUUUAUAUGCUUGUGGCUUUUUUAUUUGGCUUCAGCUCCACAGCGAGUCCCUGUACACCUGAAUAUGAAGCUUGUUUUCUUCUAUUAAUGAGUACAUAACUGUAAACUGUGCCAGCUGUUUCUCUUUAAUGAUCAUGUUUAUUGUACAGAAAUAAUAAUGACUGUUUUUAGUGCUUUUCUUUCUGAUUUUAACUUAAUGUUUUUUGUUUAAUGCAUCAGAAAUUCUAGGAUUGCACUUUUUGUGCAGCAUAGCGAUAGAAUUUCAGAUUAAAGUUGCAUUAGUAAACUUUAAAUUGGCUAAAUAAAUGAUUGAAAAAUGACGCUACAGUGGAUGUGAAAGUUAAAGUGGAAGAUGUUAAAAUCCACUUUUUUGUUCUUUAAGCGUUCUGUGAAUUUAUUGUAAUAUCUUCUAACUUUUUAGGAAAAUUUUAAUUCGUUUAUCUGCAGAAGACGAAAGCCACAAUGGAAAAUUUCCUGCAGCUCCACUGACUCAUAUUUCAUUCUUCCAAAAAGCGAAUAACUGGACAGCCCAGAUUAUAGAUAUGUUAGUAACAUCUCGCCCAGUAUGCAAAUUCUUAGGUAAGGCUGAGAAUUGGUGUUAUCCCUGGUUGGAGCGCGCAAUAAAAGAGGUUUUUGUUCUUGGUAGAUUGUGAUCUGCGUAAUUAGAGAGAGAGAGAAAGUGAUGCUCAGAAGUCUAUCUGGUCUGUGCUUCCAAAAAAGAAGAAGUGCGGUACAUUAAAACAUUUAAAUUGACCGGCCUCUCUUUCUAUUAUGUGGCUGAACGGCAAACGGGUAUUGGAGGUCUCCUACAUAUAUAUACCUGUCCAAAGUGUGCACCUGCACUAGUGUAGCAGCGCUCACUGGUAGGGACAGAAAUGGCCUCAAGUGAGGGAAACACAUACAAAUUGACAUCUUUGGACAGUGACAUCAAUCAGCACUUUCAGGAUGCAAUCGAUGUGAUUCAGCAGCAUUCGAACAAUUCAUACUACGAUUCAGAUUAUUCAUAUUACGAGAAUCUGGGAAGUCAUCACCAAUCACUGCAGUGUCAGAUCUCCUGUUGCCUCGUCACACACCAGUCUGAAGUCCCAACUCCUGUUUAUGACUGGAAUGACAUGGCUCAGUCUUGGCCUCAGGUCAUCCCCGAUGUCUCAUUGAGUCACUCAGUGCAAAAUGAAUCCCCACAUUUUUACUCCAUCUUACCACCACAAAGGAAUGGCAAAGGUCGGAAGAAGCUCAGACUUUAUGAAUACCUGCAUGAGGCUCUGAAUGACCCCAACAUGGGUGACUCAAUCCAGUGGACGGACAGCGGCAGCGGCACCUUCCACUUCAUCUCCAAAAACAAGGAGAAGCUGGCCGAGUGCUGGGGCCAGCGUAAGGGCAACCGCAAGACUAUGACCUAUCAGAAAAUGGCAAGAGCUCUGAGAAACUACAGCCGUACUGGGGAGAUCAUCAAAGUCCGCCGCAAACUCACCUACCAGUUUAACCCAGACAUCCUGCACAGGCUCGGCUCUGCACACGUGCCCAUGCACCUGCCCCGUCACCCUCCACAGGAGGAGGCCCACACCCAGCAGCACAAUCCGUCCGAGCAGAGCUACUGCGGCUCUGCGGCGGCGGACUGGCACAGCUGGUACGCUCACUAUCAGCCACACGAAGACUACGACCUGGCCGCAAGCUUCACCUCACACACCAAACUCUGAGGUGGCGGAGAGCUCUCAGGAUGUCAAGGUUUUCAAAGACUCACAUAUUUUCGUUACAUUCUGGAUCCUGGUUGUAAAAUGUAUUCAUUUACAAAAAACAUAUACAUUUUUUUUAUUUUUUUUUAUUUCAAUACCUUUACUGAACAACAUACACAUUUUCUGGCAGUUGUAACCAGUACUGUGUGGAUUAUUUAACAUACUGUUUGUUUACCAGAUUGACUUCAAGGCAGCACGUCUGCAUUUCACAAACAAAAGUUGAGAGUAAAAUUAACCUCACAGAACCAAAUUAAAGUGGUUUUCCUUAGAGGUUUUCUCUCUGGAUCCCUAUUUAUUCAAAGCAUGUCAUUAUUUGAGAAUUUGGGUGAGAAAAAGUAACAGACUUUGUAAAUUUAUUCUGUAUGCUGUUAUUUAGAAGUGUUUGUGUACUUUAUUUUAGUUGUUUUUAGUAGUAUAUGAAGGAGAUUUCACUGUAUAUUACUUGUAAAUACUUUAAGACUUUAAUAUUCUCAUUUUGUAAUUUAUAACAAAAUAAACUUUAACUGUAUUGCUUUAGCAACACUUUAGUUCGAUGAUACAGGCACGUACUUUUAAAGACGGGGUAAAGCUAAAAUGAUAGAUGAUCCAAAGCCAUCAGUUAAAAUCACGGAUGUAACUAGAAAUUUUAAUUUGUAUACUUGUAUUUCUUUUAUUGCUAAUAUCUAAAAAAAAUCGUAUUAGCAAUCAGUGAACUGAAAUUCAUGAUUACAAAUCUGUUAGCAUCUGUAGUGCCUCUUUUACUCUCUUUUUUUUUUAAACCUAUGUGGAGCUCAUGCAUUUAGCAUAUUGUUUUACUUUAAUAUGCUCCAGUUUUCUUUUUGCCGUUUGGAUUGUUUUUAUGUCACUGUAAUCAUUCAACAACACUGUUGUAUACAUUUUUAAAUGUCCAAAUAAAUCAGAGUAAAUUAAAUCAAAUUCAG
Molecule: messenger RNA, 4706 nt
Organism: Oreochromis niloticus (Nile tilapia)
Lineage: Eukaryota; Metazoa; Chordata; Actinopteri; Cichliformes; Cichlidae
Gene: spic
Product: Spi-C transcription factor (Spi-1/PU.1 related)
Exons: 5
Coding region: 2929-3750 (273 amino acids)
Biological process (GO): cell differentiation; regulation of transcription by RNA polymerase II
Cellular component (GO): nucleus
Molecular function (GO): sequence-specific DNA binding; DNA-binding transcription factor activity, RNA polymerase II-specific
Source: RefSeq, a predicted model, not a curated record